Molecule: messenger RNA, 2852 nt
Organism: Artibeus jamaicensis (Jamaican fruit-eating bat)
Lineage: Eukaryota; Metazoa; Chordata; Mammalia; Chiroptera; Phyllostomidae
Gene: TRIM50
Product: tripartite motif containing 50
Exons: 6
Coding region: 1-1632 (543 amino acids)
Biological process (GO): protein ubiquitination
Molecular function (GO): zinc ion binding; protein binding; ubiquitin-protein transferase activity
Source: RefSeq, a predicted model, not a curated record
AUGAGGAACAGGCCUCAGAUCUUAGGGGAUCGAGACUGGAAUCCAGGGCUGGAGUCUGUAGGACCCUCUAAUUUUGAGGCCCUUUCUAGGGGGUUGUGGACAGAGGGAGUCGGGGAAGCAGGCUCAGGAAGGCGCCCUGUGUUACAGCUUGCACCGUGGAUGUGGAUGGCGGCGUGGCGGGUGAGCAUGGCCGAGCUGGAGGACCGCCUUAAGUGCCCCAUCUGCCUUGAGGUCUUCGAGGAGCCCCUAAUGCUGCAGUGCGGCCACUCCUACUGCAAAGAUUGUCUGGUGUCCCUGUCCUGCCACCUGGACUCUGAGCUGCGUUGCCCAGUGUGCCGGCAGGAGGUGGAUGGCAGCAGCUCCUCGCCCAACUUCGCCCUAGCAAGGGUGAUAGAAGCCCUGAGGCUUCCCCGGGACCUGGAGCCUAAUAUUUGUGCGCACCACCGGAACCCGCUCAGCCUCUUCUGCGAAAAGGACCAAGAGCUCAUCUGCGGCCUCUGCGGCCUGCUGGGCUCCCACCAGCACCACCGGAUCACGCCCAUCUCCACCGUUUACAGCCGCAUGAAGGAGGAGCUUGCAGCCCUCAUCUCUGACCUGAAGCAGGAACAGAAGAAGGUGGAUGAGCAUAUCGCCAAGCUGGUGAACAACAGGACCCGGAUUGUCAACGAGUCCGAUGUCUUCAGCUGGGUGAUCCGCCGUGAGUUCCAGGAGCUGCACCACCUGGUGGAGGAGGAGAAGGCCCGCUGCCUGAAAGGGGUGGAAGGUCACACCCGCGGCCUCGUGGCUUCCCUGGACAUGCAGCUGGAGCAGGCCCAGGGCACACGGGAGCGGCUGGUGCAAGCCAAGUGUGUGCUGGAACAGUUUGGAAAUGAGAAUCACCACGAGUUCAUCCGGAAGUACCACUCCAUGGCCUCCAGAGCAGAGCUCCAGCAGGCCCGACCUUUGGAGAGCACGUUCAGCCCCAUCUCCUUCAAGCCAGGUCUCCACCAGGCCGACAUCAAGCUGACCGUGUGGAAAAGGCUCUUCCGAAAGGUUCUGCCAGCCCCGGAGCCUCUCAGGCUGGACCCUGCCACAGCCCACCCUCUCCUGGAGCUCUCCAAGGGCAACACAGUGGUGCAGUGUGGGCUCCUGCCCCAGCGACGUGCCAGCCAGCCCGAGCGCUUUGACUAUAAUACUUGCGUCCUGGCCAGCCGGGGCUUCUCCUGUGGCCGCCACUACUGGGAGGUGGUGGUGGGCAGCAAGAGCGACUGGCGCCUGGGGGUCAUCAAAGGCACAGCCAGUCGGAAAGGCAAGCUGACCAAGUCCCCAGAGCAUGGCAUGUGGCUCAUUGGCUUGAAGGAGGGCCGGGUAUAUGAGGCCUUUGGCUGUCCAAGGGUGACCCUGCCUGUGGCCGGACACCCGCACCGCAUCGGCAUCUAUUUGCAUUAUGAGCAGGGAGAGCUCACCUUCUUCGAUGCUGACCGCCCAGAUGACCUGCGGCCACUCUACACGUUCCAGGCUGACUUCCAGGGCAAGCUCUACCCCAUGCUGGACACAUGCUGGCAUGAGAGGGGCAGCAACUCACUGCCCAUGGUGCUGCCCCCACCCAGUGGGCCCAGCCACCUCACCCCGCCACAGCCCAUCAAGCUGUAGGCAGUGCUCACAGGGCUGCCCGUUCUCAGGCCCUUCCCACCUGGGCGUGGGGACUUGAGGGCUUCUGCUGGGUCCAGCAAGCAGAGGGUACAUUUUUACUGUUUGAGAAGGUCUUCAUGCCUGCGUUUCCCUGGAAACAUUUAGUGAUAAGGAAAAAAGGACCACAGCCACCAUUGGCCACACCAUUGGCCACACCAUUGGCCAACGGCGUGUUUAUUAAUCUAUUGUCAGGUUAUCAACCUGUUUCUUAGCCAGCAGAAGUAGGCCUUGGUGUCCGUGGGCUUCCCUUGGUCCCUCCUAAUCAUGCUUAUUGCUUACCCUUCCAACUGGGGGUGGAAACAUUCUCCUACAUAAUUUUUCAUUUUCAUUUUGAACUUAAAAUAACUUGAAGACAAUAAAUUUACUACUUUCUUCCUCUUUAAAUGAGUUGCAAAUAUUAAUUGCUGUACAGAACCACUUUAUGCUCUGGUCUCCAGCCUCUGGUGGGGCUUGAUCUUGCUUCCACCCAUGGCCUGUUGGUCUGUGGUCAGAGCCACGUAGACCACUCCAUCACUGCUCCAUCCUCAUGGACCUCUCCCGGCUUCCCGCUGUUAGAUGAGAUGGAACCAAUGCUACUUCAAAGCAGAAGCAAAUAAGGGGGCCAGAAAGGGGAGCAGCCCAUCCCUGGAAGCUGCCAUGCACAGAACCCAUCUCUGUUCAGGUGAGCCUGCCCCCAGCCACAGAUUAUGGUGUCCAUCCAGACUAAGGCUGGGACAGCUGCAUUCUCUCCCAAGAAUCUGAAAAUUGGGAGAGAGAGAGGAUGGUAGGGGCUCAGUUACCUGAGACUUGGAGCUUUAGAGAGCUUCCCAGCCUUGUGCAACUGUGGUCAUGAAGCCACCUGAGAGCCUUCCACGGGGAAGAGCUCCAUUUCAGUGCCCUGGCACGUGUCCGUGUGGGCCGCAUGGGCCAUGGCUGGACUGACAGCCUGAGGGAUCCUCCGGGAACAGGAGAAGACGGGAGGCUUGUGAGGUGCUACCUCAAGGCCAUGUCCAUGGGAAACUCAGGAGACAUCACCUCCUAGGCUCUGAUGAAGAAUGAGUCUUUCUGUUCCACCUCCCUCCAAGCAGAGUUGCAGACUAUAAAACAGCUUAGUUGAGUCUCCAGUUGGGUCCCCACAACAGGAUAUCCCACAACUCACAUUGCAGUCAUGAGCCCCUUGAAUUCUGUAUCACCCUUCGGUG